GACCAGCUUGUGUCUUUGGCGUCGUGGAAUAGUUAUUAGUGGCGUUACUGUCUGUUAUGUAGCCGCUGAAGACGUGAUCAGCUGACUGCGGCCUGAUGUGUUUUGGGGCACUCGAUCCAAACUUAAGGUCAGAUCCACUGAAGACCCUCUGAAGCCAAGCCAUCAGUACCCAGAGACAUGUCUAGUGUGAGGUGGGGAGCAAGAUCCCUUCGACGGCUUCUGACCAUCCAAAACUCUCAGACCAUAAGCAAAAAUGGUAUUUUGUGCUCACGUGUGUGGCAACAUGGAGUGAAGGCCCACACCCUGCUGGUUGUGCGUCCACUAAGUACCACCACCAACUGGCUGCAGUCAUCCUCCACGGGGCCUCCAUCAGAUGGCUCAGGUGGAGACAAUGGCAAUGGGGACAAAGAUGCUCAGAAGAACAAGAAUGAUAAGAACCAGUUGUGCUGCCCCAAGUGUGGUGAUCCCUGCAUCCAUGUGGAAACAUUUGUGUCUUCAACCAGGUUUGUAAAGUGUGAAAAGUGCCACCACUUUUUUGUUGUGCUGUCAGAAGUUGAUUCAAAGAGAAAGAAAAAAGAGAAAAGAGAGGAUGCAAAGACCUCAUUCAGCCGCAGAGCUCCUCCUCCACCCCCUAAGAAGAUUUACGAGUUCCUAGACAAGCACGUGGUGGGUCAGGAGCGUGCUAAAAAGGUCUUGAGUGUAGCAGUGUACAACCAUUACAAGCGAAUCUACCACAACAUCCCUCAAUCUAAGACAGACUCCCUUCAUCUGGAUGCAGCUUCCAUAUCUCAGGGACUCACCAACAGGGGUAGGGACUUGCUCCACAUUGCUGGUAUUAGUCAGAGUCAUGCACUGGGAGUCAACACCAGUGACCAGCAGCAGCAGCAAGACUCGCACCAACAAAUGGAUGAUCAGCAGCAGGGACACGGGAAGCAGGGGCUCGCCGGCAACUCACAUGGAUCAGACAUACUUGAUGCCACCACCCAUCUCCUAAGGUUGGAGAAGAGCAAUAUUCUCCUCCUUGGUCCCACUGGUUCAGGAAAAACUCUGUUGGCUCAGACAAUAGCACAGUGUUUGGAUGUUCCCUUUGCUAUCUGUGACUGCACUACCCUCACCCAGGCAGGCUAUGUGGGUGAGGAUAUUGAAUCAGUCAUUGCCAAGCUAUUACAAGAUGCCAACUACAAAGUGGAGAAGGCACAGUGUGGCAUUGUCUUCUUGGAUGAGGUUGACAAAAUUGGGGCAGUGCCAGGAAUCCAUCAGCUUCGAGAUGUUGGGGGAGAAGGAGUGCAGCAGGGCAUGCUGAAGAUGUUGGAAGGAACUGUGGUUAAUGUACCAGAACGCAACUCUCCGCGGAAACUUCGUGGUGAGACUGUACAGGUGGACACCACUAAUAUCCUCUUUGUGGGUUCCGGUGCUUUCAAUGGACUUGACCGAAUAAUCUCCAGAAGAAACAAUGAGAAGUACCUGGGCUUCGGCAUUGGAGGCCAGUCAGCUGGGCGGCGAGCAGCAUCACAAGCAGAUGUAGCCCACCAGACAGCAAGCACAGAUGCAGAGGAAGACAACCAGGAGAAGGAUGCACUGUUGGCCAAAGUAGAAGCCCGGGACCUGAUAGAAUUUGGCAUGAUUCCAGAAUUUGUUGGUCGAUUUCCUGUGCUGGUGCCUUUCCACUCCCUGACUGGAGCCAUGCUGGUGAGAAUUCUCACAGAACCCAAGAAUGCCCUCAUCCCACAGUUCCAGAUGCUUUUUGGUAUGGACAAAGUGGAGUUAUCCUUCACUCCUGAGGCAAUGGAUGCCAUCUCCCACCACGCUAUGGAGAGGAAGACCGGAGCAAGAGGUUUACGCUCCAUCAUGGAGAAUUUGCUCUUGGAUGCAAUGUUUGAGAUCCCUGGCUCAGACAUUGUCAGUGUUCACAUCACAGCCGAGGCGGUGAGAGGAGAGGCUCCCCCUAUUUUCGUCCAUGGCCAGCCAGUUCCACCCGAGGAGGAUCAGGAGGAGGAGCAAGUUCUGGCACAGGCUAAAUGAAUCUAGCUUGACAUAGGUCUUUAAUGGUAGGUGCUGGUUAUAAGGUUAUUCCUUAGUGACUUGGUGUGUCUGAGACUAUAGUGUGGUGGUCUGACUGGGUUGAUAGUGGUCUUGGAGAUAAGAGGCAAAGCUAGUCAAUUGAUCAAGACUACUUUCUUUUAUAUGCUUGAGUUAAUUCAGGUGGGUCUGGUGCAAUAUUUUUAUUUUCCCCUAAAUAUAAUCUUUUGACUGCUAUAAAGUGAAAUUAGUCACAAAAGAAAACAUUAAAAACAUUUUCUUAGUUGUUUGUAACUUUCUUGAACAAUCAAGAAAUUAAGUAGAGGGGUCAAUUUUUUGUGCUGUUCCUUCGUGCCUGCCUGUGUAACGAUUUCCACGAGGGUGUUGCUCUAUGUGCCCGUAAUUUUUACUUUGUUUCUGAAUUUUAAAGUGGCUAAAAACAAUUGGUAUUCAGGUCAGUGCUCAGAAUUUGCAUAUUGCCAUGCAUGUUACAUUUUUUUUUGUACCUGUUGUAAUUCAUCUCUGACAUAGUACAAACUUUUCCGUGCACAUUGCACACUCAGUUACCCCUUACAAAGGUGAUUAAAAUAAUAUCACCUCUUUAGUAAGUAGGCAGUGUCAGAGGUGUCAGGGAUAUAUUUUACUUGUCUUGGGAUAUCACAAUACUCUCCUGGUCACCAGUAAUAUUCAGUUUUGCUCUGAAUCUUCUCAUGCUUCAUUCACUUCUAAUAUCCAUUUGCCUUUAUUAUCAUACUUAUCCUCCAAUUCUCUAUCUUCCACAAAAUAUUACUCUGCCCCUUCUGAGUUGUAUUGUCCUCAUCCAGUGGAGUAUUUUUGAUUGCCAGUACAGGUCAGUUUGGAUUAGGUUAGGAAACCAGAUAACUGCAAACAUGUGGGUAUUACACCACACAAGGGAAUGGCUCUAUUUGAGCAUAAUUACUCAUUAUAGUAGUGUAGGGAUGCACAUUAGCACCUGCAUUUUUCAGCCUAAUCUCUUACAAGUCUUGGCUGGCACAGAGAAUAUGAUAGGCAAUACUGAGAGUACUCCAUUGUCUUUCAAAACUGGGUAGCUUGUGUGCACAGAUGAGCAAAGGUCUUGAUGCAGACCAUGUAGUAAGUUUACAAAGUGAUGUCAUGAAAACAUCACAAGGUCAUGUAAGCAGAAAUACUCUUUGUCUCUUGCUCAUCAUCAUUCCUAACUAUCGCCAGCCUUCUCUACCCACUUUUUUCUUGCUUAUUUUCAUAUUAUUUUCAGAAGUGAUUGCCAACAGUUUUUUCUGCAAUUUUUAACCCCUCAGUCUGCAAACAAAAACCUGGCAAGUCUGCCGCAAAACAACCAUUUUAACUUAUUAAUCAAUAGGAACAUAUUUGUUGACAUUUAGCUCCUUGCAUGGCAUUGAAAGCAGUUUUUUUUUCUUCUCUUUACAAAGAAAAAUUCCAUAUAUAUUUUUUAAGGUUAAUGGUAUGUUUGCUUUUCUCCACAUCAGACCAUAGAGACAGUGUUGUGAACAGACCACCCUACAAGUUUGAUACAGGCACAAAAAAGUUUGUAACCAGUUAUGUAUAGAAGGCUGAACCUCAUCUUAUUACUAGACCUUUGAAAAUAACUACCACUUAAGAUGUACAUGGUGAGAGGCACAUUAUAUUUGUUGCUUCAACACUUCUAGAAAUGUAUUUCAUUAAAUGGAGUACUCAUGUUUCUGGUCUAUUUUAAAUGGCUGUUCUAGAGCCAAGGAUGUUACAUGUACAUAGACUGCACAUACUCCAAAUCAUGAACACUCCUUUUAGCUGGUGUCAUUUUGGACUUAAAACAUAAAGAAAACUGAGUAUGGUGCCAUUUUUAUUAUAGGUCUUGAAAAAAAGAAUCAUUGUUAAUUUGAAUUUUGUAUUCAAUAAAGUUGCUUAAUUUC
Messenger RNA from Eriocheir sinensis (Chinese mitten crab), 3929 nucleotides. It is a transcript of the gene ClpX, whose product is annotated as ATP-dependent Clp protease ATP-binding subunit clpX-like, mitochondrial. Gene Ontology annotation, biological process: protein catabolic process; protein folding; proteolysis. Lineage: Eukaryota; Metazoa; Arthropoda; Malacostraca; Decapoda; Varunidae. The coding region runs from base 178 to 2022 and encodes 614 amino acids. The transcript is spliced from 13 exons. Gene Ontology annotation, cellular component: mitochondrial matrix. The record is from RefSeq and is a predicted model, not a curated record. Gene Ontology annotation, molecular function: ATP hydrolysis activity; ATP-dependent protein folding chaperone; zinc ion binding.